Teleopsis dalmanni is the source of this 554-nucleotide messenger RNA. It is a transcript of the gene Trissin, whose product is annotated as trissin. The coding region runs from base 111 to 449 and encodes 112 amino acids. The transcript has 3 exons. The record is from RefSeq and is a predicted model, not a curated record. Lineage: Eukaryota; Metazoa; Arthropoda; Insecta; Diptera; Diopsidae.
UACACAUCGGUUGUAUCUUUAAAAUAUUGCGAAUCACUUGCACGGAUUAUCAAAUGGCGUUCGAAUGCUUUUAAAUCCAUCUAUUCGCAAGCAUCUUAAAAACUACAAAUAUGCAAUUAAUAUUUUUAACAUACUUCUGUUUUUUGUGCAUAUGUUACAUGCAUAUAUUUACGGUUACAGCAAUUCCGUGUGAUUCCUGUGGUAACGAAUGUGCUAGCGCAUGUGGCACAAAACAUUUCCGUACAUGUUGCUUUAAUUAUCUACGGAAACGAUCUGACCCCAACACAAUUAAGAUGAUAUCGAAUAAACGGCUUAUUGACUUUAUUUUGCUACAAGGACGGGCACUGUUUACCCAUAACGAACUGCUUCGAGACCACGACGAACAAUCUAAUGAUAAAAAGGACAACGCCACCCAUUUGGAAAUUAAUCGACAGCCUUACUAUGGAUAACUUAAUAUUAAUGAAGUUGUUUGAAAUGUUGAAUCACUUUCACCUUUAUUUCUUUUGCAAAUGCAGUUGCUACAAUAAAGCAUUUACAGCAUAAAGAAAACUUUU